UUCGGACGCACAGUUUCUUUUUUUUUAACACACGACAAAUACUUGUAUUUUGUAGGAAUCCUUUUCGAAAAAAAAAAAACCUUUUCUUUUCGUCUGUUGUGAAUUUAAAAUCUAAUAUUAAAUAAGAGCACGUUGACCGAUCAACUGUAUUUAAAACGAACAUAUUUUUUUUUUCGGUUGCAACAUUCGUUUUAGCAUGAGGCGUUUUUGUUAUUUAUUGUGUAUUUUUUUGGUAUUUUUCGAUGCCAUAAAAAGCGACGAUGAUGUCGAUGAAAUUGACGAAAUCGAUCAAUUGCCGCAAAUCGCCCUUGUCGAUCAAUUGACCAAGGACUAUUUGGUAGCGGAAAGAAAACUAUGGGAGGUUAUUGAACGGCGUGAAGACAGCACAUUGCAGCAAAUCUAUAAUGUUCAUACCGAAUUUUUGAAUCGAAAUUAUGGCGAAACAAAUGUUUUCCUAAACGGUUUUUAUGCAAACAAUGUUGAUCCAAAACUAUUGAAUUGUAUAAUCACCAUAAAUGAAACGUCGCAUGAUAUUGCACGUGAAUUUUUCGAACAUCGUAACUACACCGUAUUGAGUAUGAAAGCAUUUGAGGGAAUUCAUUUGGAUAAAACAUUCGAAACGGUGUGUGAGCAAACAAUUAAUUCAACCGAUUUCUGGAGUAAUUUACAAAACUCAACACAGGAUUGUCAAUUGCAGUCGAGGUCAGUUCAAUCAGAGUAUCAAAUGUUAUUUGAAUACUAUAAAGACAUUCAGGCAGCUGCAUUGCGUACAUAUAUCACAUCGCAAUUAUCCUAUAUGAUAUUGCAUUUGCAUGAGAGUGGCGAGUUUCACAAUCAAUCUCUCGUUUAUCAAGAGCACUUUCGUGAACUAAAUGCUCAAGUGCGAAAUGUAUUCAAUAGCAAAUUGCAGCAGGCAAACAGAGACGUUUGGGCAUGUGAUCCACUCGAUUAUAAUGCGCCAGGAGCGAGCUACGAAAUUACCAAUUUCCUUCAGGGAUACAUUGAUGCUGAGGUUAAUUUAAAUGCUGAAGGCAGUUGCGCAUUAACAUGUGGCGAUUAUCAAAAUACAAAACAUUUUGCAUGCAAUUCGGACACACUUUGUGCUGGAUUAAAGCCAGAAAAUCGGGCUGUGAUCGGUUGUAAAGGGAAAGUCAGAGGAUGUCAUUCGUUAGACGAUAGCAUUUCAGUUUGUCCAGCGGAGGGCAACAAUGACGGUCGUUAUAAAUACGUGACAUCAAGCACGGGAUUACGGCUCGGUAACGUAACAUCGUGCACCAAUGAAUUGAAGGCAUAUUCUUGGGUUCGUUGGUUCGUCAAAUGUUCAAAUUGUUUUUGUUUCUGUGACGACAGUUCAAAUUCGGAUCGAUACUUUUCACUUCGAGAAGUGGUGUCGGACAUUGAGAAAAAUCAAAUUGUGACCGGAGUUUCGUUGACCAAACGCAAUGGCAUUGUUCAAUUUGUGAUUGCACAACGUCAAUUGCUUGCAUUUGGUAAUGUUGAUCGCACACCCAUUGAAUACGGUUGGAAUUUAGCCGAACAAUUCGUUGCAAAUAGCAAUGAAUCACGUGAUGGUGUUGACUAUUUCACCUUGACUUAUGAAAAUCGCAAUUUAAAUUUGGACACAAUCAUAGCACCGCCGAACACUGUUGUAACUGGCGUUCGUUUCAACAUCAAUAAAAAACGUAAUUUAUUGCUGGAAGUGCGAUUCACUGAGUUCGAUGCAUUUACUGGAAAAUUGAUCAACUUAGAGAAUAGCGUUUGGCAAUCGAAUGCAGAUGGUGGUAAAAGUCGCAUUAAUACCGAUAACUUAGAUGUGCCUACGAAAACAACGCGACCAUCAGUUCCAUAUUUCGAUGUGAAUAAAUUCGUACGAUUUGGACCGACACAUAAAAGUGCCGAUCUUAGUCAGCGAACGGUACCAUUUAUUGAUGGUCAAAAAGUUGAACCAAAAAUGCCCGCACCACUUGCCGGAAUUGGGCUCUAUUACAAAUCCAGCGGUUUCAUUGCACCAAAAAUUGUUCUUUACAAUUUUGAAGCAUCUAUUCAAUAAAGAAAACCGAAUGAGAGAGGGAUUGGAGAAAGGAAGGAAGAGCAACAACAUUGUACAAUCAAAAUCAGCAUUCUGAUCAGCAUAUAAUUUUUUUUGUUUACUAUAUCAUGAUUUGUUUAUUGUAUUCGAAUAUAGCAUCAUUUAUACAAAAAAAGGAACUAAUAUAAUAAUUUAAAAACACACACAGUGACAUACACACGAAUGAAAUGCAUUUGAUCAUCUGUGUAAUGCCUUUUUACACUACUAUACAAUUUUUUUUUUUGAUAAAGACGUUGACUAUAUCAACUGUAAAUAGUAUUUUCUUUUUAAAUAAAGAAAUAUAAU
Molecule: messenger RNA, 2374 nt
Organism: Contarinia nasturtii (swede midge)
Lineage: Eukaryota; Metazoa; Arthropoda; Insecta; Diptera; Cecidomyiidae
Exons: 6
Coding region: 197-2050 (617 amino acids)
Source: RefSeq, a predicted model, not a curated record